AUGACGCCCACACAGGGCCGCAAGUUCUCAACGGGCACCUCGGUGCACCGGAAGAGACAGAUGAGCACCAUGCACGAGCAGGGCAACACCUUUGGCCCAGCAUUGACGGUCAGCAGCCCUACACUUAGCCCCUCUGUCAUCCAGCUUACCUGUACUCUCUAUGUUGGCAUUUCGGCUGUCUUUGCCGAUGAUCAUACUGCUGUCGUGGCCACUGCUGUCCACGAUACCGUUUACCUCGUUGACUUCACCGUCAAGAAUGUUGUGCUUGACGAUGCCCUUCGUAUGGGGGAAGAUGCCAUUGCUGACUACGUCAUUUCUACCCUCGAAGGCUAUGAGCGGGAGAACUAUUCCAAGUUCAUCGGUGCCGGCCUUCCCACGACCCUCAAGUACAUGAGUCCUAGCCUAUGCUCGCGUCUCUGGCUCGAGCUCGAUAUCGUCCCGGUUGUCACUCGUCCCGACGAUGAGCACAAGGGGCAGAACUUUUGGGACGUCAAGCGGGUUGACGAGCAGGCGGACUCGAUGGCCCGAAAGUGUAUCAUGAACUUCGGGCCGUCCCUGGUGCCUCUUCUGCAGGUUGGCUUCCGCGGUGUUGUUCAGACCGAUGCCGGAUUCCGUGUCCACCUCACCACGGUGCAGAAUCACAAGGAUACAUGCGGUUCUGCCACCUGGGAUGCCAUGAUGCACUACGCCACCAAGCUGCGAACCAACAACGUCAAGGUGGCCUUCUUCAGCAGCACCCCCCAAGGUGGCGGUGUUGCCCUAAUGCGUCACGCUCUCGUACGUUUCUCCCGAAUGAUGGGCGUCGAUCUGACGUGGUAUGUGCCCAAGCCGCGCCCUGGCGUCUUUCGCAUCACCAAGAACAUUCACAACAUCUUGCAAGGUGUCAGCCACCCCGACCAGAGAAUCAGUAGGGAUGAGAAGCAGAGUAUUAUCGACUGGAUCACCGACAAUGCUAACCGAUAUUGGCUGUCCGAGGGUGGCCCGCUGCGCCCCCCCGAGGAGGGUGGUGCAGAUGUUGUCAUGAUUGAUGAUCCCCAAAUGCCUGGCUUGAUCCCUUUGAUUAAGAAGAUUACACCUAAACGACCGGUGUUGUACCGCUCGCACAUCCAGAUUCGCAACGACUUGACCACGAAGGAUGGCACGCCGCAAGCUGACAUUUGGGACUUCCUCUGGAGCAAUAUCCAACAUGCCGACAUGUUCAUUAGCCACCCAAUACCCAAAUUUGUCCCCCACAAUGUCCCAUCGGAGAAGGUUGUUUACUUCCCCGCCACCACUGACUGGCUCGACGGCCUCAACAAGCCGUUGAACGAGUGGGACACUGGUUACUACGGCCAUAUCUACAACGCUGCCUGUCACAACCAGCGUAUGACAGAGGUUGCUUGGCCUGCACGCAAGUACAUUAUCCAAUGUGCCAGGUUCGAUCCCUCCAAGGGCAUCCCGACCGUCAUUGACUCUUACGCCGAGUUCCGUCGCUUGUGCGACGAAAAGGGCGUAACUGAAGUCCCUCAGCUGGUAGUGUGUGGCAACGGCUCGGUGGAUGACCCGGACGCCAGCAUGAUUUACGACCAAACAAUGGCUCAAAUCGAGGAGCACUACCCUCAUUUGAAGCAAGACUGCAGUGUCAUGCGCCUCGAACCUAACGACCAGCUCCUCAACACUAUGCUGGCCAAUGCACAUGUUGUACUCCAGCUCUCCACACGCGAGGGCUUUGAAGUCAAGGUGUCCGAGGCCCUCCACGCCGGCUGUCCUGUCAUCGCCACUCUCGCUGGAGGCAUCCCUCUCCAAGUCAAAGACAAGGUCAACGGCUUCCUAGUGGAGCCUGGCGACUGGCAAGCUGUCGCUGGCUACCUUCUUGAUCUGUUCACAGACGACGAGCUACAUCAGAAGAUGAGCCAUGCCGCAGCCACGGGUGUCAGUGAUGAGGUCGGCACGGUAGGCAAUGCACUUGGUUGGUACUACCUAGCAUCCAAAUGGGCCGAGGUUGGCGUUAGGCCCGGCCUACGAGGAGAUAGAAAAUGGGUUAAUGACAUGGCUCGCGAUGAAGCUGGCAAGCCGUACGCCGAUGGCGAGAACCGUUUGCCUCGGCAUUUCACCCAGGAGCCGAAUCUGCCAAGUGUGGAAGGGGAAUCUGUUCAGGCUUGA
Messenger RNA from Verticillium nonalfalfae, 2142 nucleotides. RefSeq lists its product as uncharacterized. Lineage: Eukaryota; Fungi; Ascomycota; Sordariomycetes; Glomerellales; Plectosphaerellaceae. The transcript is spliced from 4 exons. The coding region runs from base 1 to 2142 and encodes 713 amino acids. Gene Ontology annotation, molecular function: glycosyltransferase activity. The record is from RefSeq and is a predicted model, not a curated record.